AUGGAUAACGAUAUUCUGCGCGCAUGGCUCCUUAUUCACGAGCUCAGCGACCAGCUCGCUCAUAACCAGAAGAUAUCAAAUACAAUACAUUCACAGGCUGCUUCAAUAAAAGACCAGGCUGUGCAUGCCAGCUCAGGUUUUGCUUUGAGGCGGUUUAAUACCGACAUUUCGAAAGAGAUUUUCGACUCCGAAUUGGAGCGCCUGAACGCCCAAUUCAUUAUAGAGAACCAAACCCUACUUCACGAGAACAAGCAAUUUAGUAUCCUUCUCAAAGAAUAUGAAAGCACUAUGGAAACCAUUAUGUCCAAAUUUCGGAAUCAUGCGUUAGCAGCUCAGCAACACGAGCUUACCCUUACGCGCCACUAUGAAGGUUUACUUCUGGCCUGUGACUCCCAGAACCAGUAUACGGACCUAACUUCCGAAACUAAGACCGCAGUCGGCCUUCAGCGCCUCGCUCACACCCUUCGUGCUUUGCAUCGCUCAAUGUCUGGCGAAGAGCCCGAACUAAACGACGAUGGAACCCAAGACUCUCCGAUCGACAUUGAUGCUCUCCUUGAAACAUUAGACCAACAAGCGGAAUCCGAGAUUCGAGAAGAUUGGGCGUUGGAGCGCGAAAUUGAAAUUUCCCGCCUGGAAAAGGAGAAUGAGGAGCUGCGUAAGAUGCUAGGCAUCGACUCCGCCUCCUUGAGCGAAAAGGGCAUCGCACUUGAUCUCGAGCGAGAGGAGAGUGGUCGAAUCUCGACGUCACUUUCCGUUGCAUCUCGG
Molecule: messenger RNA, 765 nt
Organism: Suillus bovinus
Lineage: Eukaryota; Fungi; Basidiomycota; Agaricomycetes; Boletales; Suillaceae
Exons: 4
Source: RefSeq, a predicted model, not a curated record